This is a messenger RNA of Striga hermonthica, 492 nucleotides long. The record is from the annotation of a GenBank genome assembly. Lineage: Eukaryota; Viridiplantae; Streptophyta; Magnoliopsida; Lamiales; Orobanchaceae.
AUGGCUUCGGUUUCCUCUCUAAGCUCACCAAAUAUCCCUUCAUUCUGCAGGAAACCCAUAUCCAAAAACCUAGUUUUACGCCCAUUUGAAGUGGAUUUCCCUUGGUGUCGAGCCCGAACGAGUGCGAUAAAGACACAUUCGGACGGCGCUGGACCGACUUCGAAUGGGGGAGCGGAUUUGUUGAGAUGGCCAGCGUCUUCGGAUCCCGGCGGUGAUGAUGAUCCAGCUGACGAGGCUGGGGAGAAGAAGGGUGGAGAUGAGCACGCUCAGGCUCGCCCCACAACCACCCCCGACACGACUUCGGCCUCCACGAAACAAGGUGCACAGAACCGCCAAGCCAUGCCAGCUCCCAACCAGAGGGCAGCCAGGGAAGAUGCCGCAGCAGUCCAAUUCCAUCUGCGAUCAGCCACGAACAAAGUCGACCUCUCACUCCACACCGCCAUAGCUGUCGAACACUCCCAAUUUGGUUCAAAGAUGGGCGGUACGCGGUAG